Messenger RNA from Dufourea novaeangliae, 483 nucleotides. RefSeq names its product DET1- and DDB1-associated protein 1. Gene Ontology annotation, biological process: positive regulation of proteasomal ubiquitin-dependent protein catabolic process. Bases 87 to 398 code for a protein of 103 amino acids. Gene Ontology annotation, cellular component: Cul4-RING E3 ubiquitin ligase complex. The record is from RefSeq and is a predicted model, not a curated record. The transcript has 4 exons. Lineage: Eukaryota; Metazoa; Arthropoda; Insecta; Hymenoptera; Halictidae.
UUACGUAUGAUUGUUAUGUGGAUAUGAUUUUUUAAGUUGACUUUUUACUGUAAUUGUGAUUUGUACGGUGAUUCGAUCGUUUCAAAAUGUCGGUUGCUGAAUUCCUGAAGGGUUUGCCUUCACAUAACGAAAAUAAUUUUGCCAAUUUUCAUACGGACAAUGGAAAUAGAACUUGUGUUAAAAAACCUUCUGUUUACCUCCCUACAAAAGAUCAUCCUUCUGAACAAAUUAUAGUUACUGAAAAAACAACCAUAUUGUUAAGGUACCUCCACCAGCAAUGGGACAAAAAGAACGCAGACAGGAAACGAGAUUUUUUAUCUGCUAAUGGUGACUCUGAAGAUGAUUCUGCAACAGUUCGUAACAAAAGGCCACGUCUUGAUGGUAAUAAUAUUCUUUAAAAUGUAUUGCACAAUUUUGGUUUCCACUAUUCAAUGAAGUACAUUUUUAUGUGAUCAAGAUAAACCAUAUAAACAGCAACAUGGG